Messenger RNA from Gasterosteus aculeatus aculeatus (three-spined stickleback), 1929 nucleotides. The record is from RefSeq and is a predicted model, not a curated record. NCBI's taxonomy places the organism in Eukaryota, Metazoa, Chordata, Actinopteri, Perciformes, Gasterosteidae.
UACCAGAUCACCUCUGGGAACCACAUGGGCGCCUUCCACGUGGAGCCCGAGGUCGGCGCCGUCUUCAUGGGCCGGCCGCUGGACUACGAGACGGAGCGGCGCUACGAGCUCCGCCUGGUGGCCUCCGACGGGAAGUGGGAGAACGAGACGCUGGUGACGGUGCAGGUGGGGAACCGCAACGACGAGGCGCCCGUCUUCAGCCGGACGGAGUACCGCGCCGCCGUGAGCGAGGAGCUCAGCCAGCUGCCCGUGGAGGUGCUGGAGGUGUCGGCUGUGGAUCCGGACCAAGAGGCCGACCAGACCGCCCUGCGCUACUCCCUCCAUGGCCAGGGCGCCGGCGGUGAGUUCACUAUUGACGAGCGCACUGGAAGAAUCUUCGCUCAGCGGCGGCUGGACCGCGAGGAGCGCCCGGCCUGGAGGUUCCUCGUCCUCGCCACGGACGAAGGAGGGUCGGGACUCACGGGGUUCGCCGACGUGCUGUUGGAGGUCACGGACGUCAACGACAACGCGCCCUUCUUCCCGUGCCCGGCGCUGGAGGCGGACGGGUGUUUUGUUGGCCGGGUGGCCGAGAACUCGCCCGCCGGCACAUCCGUCAUGGAGAUGCGCGCCGUGGACCUGGACAUCCCCAACGAGGGCGAGGACGCCGCACUGACCUACAGCAUCAUCAAGAACGUCCGCAACGAGAUCAACCUCGACCUGUUCUCCAUCAACGCCAGCACGGGCACCAUCCAGACGGUGCUGCGGUCGCUGGACAGGGAGGCGGAGGAGCGGUAUCUGGUCGUGGUGGAGGCUCGGGAUGCAGGCGGUCUGACGGGGACGGGGACGGCCACCAUCACGGUUUCAGACGUCAAUGAUCACCCACCAGUCUUCACCCAGAGGCUCUACAGCGCUCAGGUGACGGAGGACCUGGAGGUGAACAGCGAGGUCCUGGUAGUGUCCGCCACGGACGGAGACGAGGGAGAGAACGCUAUGGUGACCUUCAGCAUCGUUGGCGGCGACGAGGACCGGAAGUUCUUCGUGGAAACGGACAAGGUGAACCGUCGCGGCGUGAUGAAACUCAAGAAGAAGGUGGACUUCGAGAAGCCCCGCGAGAGGACUUUCAAUCUGACGCUGAAGGCCGAAGACGCCGAUUUCUUCAGCCUGGCCCACUGUCUCGUUCAGGUGGAGGACACCAACGACCACGCGCCUGUCUUUCUGCCGCAAUUCUAUGAGUCGGCGGCCGUGUCUGAGGACGUUCCCGUGGGGACAAUCGUUGCUCAGGUUACGGCUUCUGAUCUGGACUCGGGCCAGAACGGACGCUUUUCCUACAGCAUUUUGAAAGAGUCGGACCCCUACAGUCAGUUCCUGGUGGACCAGUCCGGUUGGGUGGUGGUGGCCAAUUCCCUUGACAGGGAGAAAACCUCGCAGCACCGGAUCGUGGUCCUCGCCACUGACGCCGGGGGCCCGCCCAUGACCGGCACAGCCGUCGUCAUGGUAACCGUACUGGACGUAAACGAUAACGGGCCGGAGUUUGAGGUCCCCUACGGGCCGGUGGUUUGGGAGAACGCGCCUGCGCCGCAGGCGGUCAGGAUGAACGAGACCUCCCUGCUCCUCCACGCCACCGACCAGGACGCCUCCGCCAACGGCGCGCCAAUCUCCAUACGGCUCCUCAUGCUCACCUCGGACGCCACCAACUUCAACCUGACGGACUUUCGGAACGGCAGCGCGGCCGUCACCGCCCUCCGGACCUUCGACCGCGAGCGGCAGAAGGAGUACCGCCUCCCGAUCCUCAUGAUUGACAGCGGCUCUCCUCCAAUGAGCUCCACCGGCACGCUAACGGUCGUCAUUGGCGAUAGGAACGACCACCCUCACUCGCCAGGACACACCAACUUCAUCGUCUACAGUUAUGAGGGUGUGUGUGGGAACUCUACAUAAGAGCCUAGAACCUGU